AUGACUAAAAGACUAAAAAUACAUAAAUCAAAUGAUGAAUUUUUAUCCAUUCUUCGUGAACCCAAACCUAAUUUGGCGCCACGCUCUAUAAAAUCAGUAGAAGAUGCGAUUGAUAGAACCCCAGAAUAUACAGCCUUCAUAAAAAGUCUUGAAGAGUUCCAUAAAGAUCACGGAACUACUUUUCAAAAAGAACCUGUUUUAGGAUCAAAGAAAUUAGAUCUGUAUAAAAUUUAUCAAAUGGUGAUUGCUGAGGGGGGUUGUGAAAGAAUAUGCGCAGAGAAAUCAUGGAAAAAAAUAUGCGAACCUUUUAAUUUUCCACAAACUUGCACAAAUAGUGCUUUUGUGAUGAAAAAUAUUUAUAUAAGAUUCUUGGAACCAUAUGAAUUAGAACAUUUUUGGGGUAAAAAAGUUCCUUAUGCUUUAAAGAUUGUACCAUAUGAAAUUCCAAGAAAUGAAUAUUCAAUUUUGAGUGGAGGUCAUUUAAAUAGGAUACUUCUUGCUUUGAAAUCACAACUAGCCAAUGAAAUAGAUUGGGCAUUAGAUACUUUACUAAAAGUAUCUAUAGACCAAAUGAUCAAAUUCAAAUUAGACAAAAUCCCAGAACUUUUAGAUAUAUUUCUUACACAUUUAAGCAAUUUUUACACACAAGUAACAGAUUUGUAUGAGGCAAAUCAGCAUUCAACAGAAUCAACGGUUGAUGACUAUUUUAAUGAUUUGAAUAAUUAUUUACAUUUACAAAGAGCAACUCAAAUAUUUUUAAUUUUAAGGAAUUUGUCUUUUUAUAAUUAUAAUGCUGAACUGAUGUCUUUCAACAAAUUGGUACAAAAAUUUGUGAUGGAGGCACUCACGCUACCAGCAUUUUUAAAAUUUCCUCAAAUUAGAAUUUAUUGUAUAGAGAUUAUUAAAAGCAUGAGUCAUAUUAUUAAAUUAAAUAGUAGUGAGGAUGAGCUUUUGGUAGUUUUACGAAGACUUAUCUUUUCGGAUGAUAUUGCAUUGGUUAUACACAGUAUCACAGCAAUGUCGUGUUUGGCUGGAAAUGAACAAAACUCCGAAUUUAUUAAAGAUGUUGAUUCUCGUGCUGUGCAACAUUUAGUAAAUCUGCUUUUGAUAGAUGAUGACGAAGAGUUGAGUAAGGCCGUUUUAGAGUUGUUGUAUUAUUUGUCUACUUCUGAGGAAACAGCAUCUCGUAUGGUAGAGUAUGCCCCAGGAAACCUUGUACGUCUUUUGAUCGGUUAUUUAAGGCAUGGUUCAAGUGUGGAAUCUCAAAUUCAUGAAAGGAUACCCCCAAUUGAAAGAAGGCCACCCCAAUUACAUGGUGAUUUUGAAAGUCUUAUGGAACCGUAUAGAUCUUUAGAAUGGCUCAGAACUGCAUAUGAAGAAUCACCAUUUGAUGGAGUUUUACAAACAGAUAUAUGGUUUGCUUAUCGUGAUCAAUUCCAAAAUUCUCAAUGUCCUAUGAUGCCAGCGGCAGAAGUUAUUAAACUUGUUAAUCGUGUAUUUCCAGAUUCUUCUGCGAUCAUGGUUACAGCAUCGGAUGGAUCAUACAAAUAUAUGAUUCAAGGUAUUAGACCAAUACUAUCAAAAGAUGAAAUUCAACAAGACAAUCCAUUGUACAAUUGUAAAUGGGCUGAUUGUCAAGAAGCAUCUUUCGAAGAUGAAAGUAAAUUGAUGGAACAUUUAGUUAUUGAGCAUUUAUCAGAAAGGAAACAGUAUACAUGUAAUUGGUUGAAUUGUAACAGAUUUUCAUCUGGCACAGAAAAUAUCACAACCGUCAUAGCUCACUUGAAAACUCAUUUCCCUAUUCAACCAGAAGAUGAAGAUAGUAAAAAACACAAGAGAAGACCAGAUAUUGUAAAUAAAUAUGGUAGAAAUAAUGGAAUUUACACUUAUAAAACUUAUGUUAAAUCAGACAAUAUCGGGGAUGCUAUUGGAAUUCCAUUAUUAGCCUCGUUAGUUUUAAGAAAUUUAUCUUUAUCAUCAGCAAACCUUCAACAUUUUGUUGCGUAUGAAAAAGAUUUAGCAGAAAUGCUUACAAGUUGUGUUGCAUUAUCAAAGAACUUAGCUGAAACUUUGAGUAACAUGCGAGCAAUUUAA
This is a messenger RNA of Entrophospora candida, 2094 nucleotides long. The record is from the annotation of a GenBank genome assembly. NCBI's taxonomy places the organism in Eukaryota, Fungi, Glomeromycota, Glomeromycetes, Entrophosporales, Entrophosporaceae.